Messenger RNA from Eriocheir sinensis (Chinese mitten crab), 11545 nucleotides. RefSeq lists its product as uncharacterized. The transcript has 10 exons. The coding region runs from base 89 to 6829 and encodes 2246 amino acids. NCBI's taxonomy places the organism in Eukaryota, Metazoa, Arthropoda, Malacostraca, Decapoda, Varunidae. Gene Ontology annotation, molecular function: UDP phosphatase activity; GDP phosphatase activity. Gene Ontology annotation, cellular component: membrane. Gene Ontology annotation, biological process: nucleoside diphosphate catabolic process. The record is from RefSeq and is a predicted model, not a curated record.
GACCUGAAUCCCUCAAGAUGGCUGCCUGACCGCCGCCCCCGCCGUGGCCGCCCCCCGCCCCCCGACCCCGCCCCGCCCCGACCCCGUCAUGCGGGUGGGCAGCAGAAGGGGCAAGAGGAGGGCGGUGUCUCUCCUGCUGGUGCUCCUGCUGGCCCACCUGCUCCUCUUCCUCCUCCUGCUCCUCCUCCUCCGCCCUGACCACCUGCCUCCUGCUGCCGCCACAGCUGGGGAGGCCGCCGCUGCCACCGCCCCCGCCCCCUCCGCCGCGCCCACCUCCACCAAACUCCUUGGCAACCCCAGAGCGCGGGCAUCUCCGUGUGUCGGCGUGGGCACCGGCAAGACGUGGGCGUGGCAGCCUGUCUACACGGUGGUGGUGGACGCUGGGGACACGGCCACCCGAGCCCAUGUGUUCUCCUUCCUCCGCUGCUGCCUAGACAACACUUUCCUGCUGCAGAAGGAACACUACUUUCAGGUGAACGACACGGUGCUCAGCUACGUCAUGGCGCCACACCAGAUGAGGUGGCUGCUGCUGCCGCUGCUCCGCCGUGCCCGCUCCGUUGUGCCGCAACACUACCUCCCCUAUACACCCCUGCUGCUGCGAGCCACGCCCUCCCUCAGACGCCUGCCUCGCGUCUACUCCACGCGCCUCAUCUACAGGGCGCGGAAGAUCGUCUCCCGCACGUCGUUCCUGGUGAAGCGUGAGGAGGUGACGAUCAUGGCGGGCCACGACGAGGCGGCAGACCUGUGGCUGGCGGCGAACUUCCUCACGGGCCGUUUGUACCAAAACGACAGUGUUCCCAUGGCCACGGCAAACCUUGGCGGAGGCACACUGCAGGUAACCAUCCCUCUCCCGGGCCCGCCGGAGCAUAUCAGGCGGGCAAUCAGCAAGAGGAGGAAAGCAAGGAGGAAAAACCAUGGAGAAAACCAUGGAGAAAACCAAGGUGUAAGAAGUGGAGGGCAUCGUGGGGGUCGUGUGAGAACAGGGAGUGGCAAGGCCCAGGAAGUGGGGCAAGGCACCGUGAUAGUGGACCCAGCGGCGGGUGUAUCCAGGAGUAUACGAAGGGGGAAAACUAGCGAUAAGGAAAUGAGUGAUAGCCGUAAGAGUGAAGGGAGGGGAGGGGCGGGCGGCAUACGGACGCGAGGGAGAGGGAGGGGCGGGGCUCACGGGGGUCACAGUGUGAAUACAGGGAAUGAAAGUGAGAAAAGUGAGUCACAACAUGUACAAAUAGGGGCGCGACGUCCUGUCACUACGUCGACCACAAAAGCGGGAGUCGCAGGCGUUUCCAGGGAUGCUGACCUCCGAGAGGUUCAAAGUUCUGGCGGUCCAGCUAAGACACCGCAGCAUGGAGCGAGGAGGAAGAAAAAAAGAAGGUUUCGAGACCCAAACAUGAAUCCUAGAAACAGGAAAGUCACUCUCGGCAAACACAUAAAUAAUUCGCUUGUUGCUGUACCUCAGAAUGAGAGUGAUAUAUCGGGUGCCGGGGGAAAAAUAUUUGUCGAGGGAAAUGAUGAAGACGCUGUGAUCCAAACACAGGAGGAACGAUCGGAGGAUGGUUCCCAUGGAGGGUCAAUGAAGAGGGGAAGGAAAAACGAAGAAAAUAGAAGAAGAGAAGGCAACGAAAUGAGAGGAGAAAAGCACAAAACUCAGGAAGACAAAACUAAUAGAGCCCAUGUCGAUCUUUCUAAUAAAAAAAGACGAAACGGCCGUCGCAAUGAAAAGAAAAGCGAAGGAAAUAAAAGACGGGAGACGACGGAGGAGAGUAAUAAGCGUGAUGAAACAAACGCUGACAUGGAGAACAACGAGAGUUCUCGUAACCCAACAGGAAACAUAGAAACAUAUCGAGCCAGCCAAAGAGACACACUAGAACUGCAAACACAAAAGCCUGAAGACACAACCAUCACCACACACAGCCCUGCAAGCAAUUCACGAGAGCGUGUAGCAGCGGGAGGGUCGCGAGGCACCGGACCGAGAGUGACCCGACCACCCUCUAGAUCGUACACACUUCGACCCCCACGAAGAAGGAUACAUCCCAGACGACACAGAAAAAGGAAUCAAAAGAAGCCUACUCGAAGAAAAGGAGCCAGAAGUAAUGAUAUUGUGACUCAGAAUAGCCAACAAAAUAUAAGUGGCUUGUCAAGGGGGCAACAGGCACCCGCCACGCCACUCUUGCCUCCUCCACCACCUUCCAAAGAGCCGCCACUACCUACUAGGGGGCAAAAAGUUCAUCCAGGAUCUGUGAAGGAUAAUCUAGGAUUCACCACAGUGAAUCCCUCUCUCUCCACGGGCAGAGCAGCAUACGAUCAUGAAUACAGUCAAAGGCUGAACCUUACCAGUACUUUUCUUACGACACCUUCCUCGGAGAAACAAAGACAUGAACAGCGACCACCACCUAACGAAACGAAAAGUGAAGUAGCUGUAAUUCGACAAAGGAACACAGAAAACAGAGAAAGAGUUAAAGUGCGUGUUUCUGAAGCCUCACAAAACAGUACCGUUAGUGAAGUGAUAAAAAGCUUUCCUCCAAACAAAGCAGUUGAUGAAAGUGUCGCGAGUAGUCGUAGUGAGAUCAAUAAAAGAGGCGAGGAAGGCGGCGAGGGAGGCAGCGCGGGAGGGAGAGUGACGUCACACCCUGGGCGGGAAAUAACUGAAAAAGGGACGAAAAAUGGCCGUAAUAUGACAGCAGAAGUGAAACACGAUACAAAGGAAACGAGAGGGACGACAGAUGGAAAAUAUAUAAGAAGAAGGAGGAGGAGGAGGAGGAGGAGGAGAAGGAAUAGGAAAGAGAGAUUUUUUCUCAGAAAUGAAAGAAGACAAAGAGUCAUGAGUUUACAAGCAAAGAGGUUAGAAGAACAGAGAAAUUUAAUGAACGACAGAGAAAAUGUGACACAAAAAGCCUCAUCCUCUUCAGCAAGACUCUCUGACUUCCAAAAUGAGGAUGGGAUUCAUCUCAACAAGACUGGCAGUGUCGAAGACUCGGUCGUGAGGGGAACAGAUGGAAAUGUGACGGCCAGCCCCUUGGCAGGUUCGGGGAAAACAGAAGAAUCCUCGGCGCCUGACAUAAAUGGUAGCAGUCGAAAUAAUAACAGCCGCCGCCAGGACGCAACUAGAAUAUCACGACGAGCAGAUCCACCCGUCAGCGGCAGCCGGGCCACGGCGAGGCCGGGCGUCACUGCGUCAGGGACAGAAGGAAGGAAAAAACAAUUUCUGUCCAUCUCAAGGCGAAACGGAAAGCGUCAAGUUAAGAGAUAUGUCGGCACACACACCGAGCCUGACGUCUCUUUGAGAGAUGGGACGAUACAUGUUUCCGCCUCCGACGCAGAAAACCAAAGCCAAGAUAAACAUCAAUGGUACGAUGCAGAGAUCUUCCAAAAGGGCCAGACGCAAAUGCAACAUCACCCACGUCAUUACCAUUUUCGUCGCCGUCGUCAUCAUCGUCGUCAUCACCAUCGCUAUCAGAGUGAGGGGAACGACAGAGUGAGAUCAUUAGAAGGCAGGAAUAAUGCAUAUUACGGCCUCACUCAACUCUUACUUCCUGGUGAGAAAAGAAAGUCAGCCAAGCGGAGAAAAAACGAUCAAAGAAACAGAAGAGAAUUAGCCGACCCUUUUCUUGCCACGGGUGACUGGAGAGAAACUUUACGAAGAAGUUAUUUUGGAACGCUAUUUUGGGGGCUAAACAAUCGAGAGAGGUGGCAGCGUCUGAAGCCACGAGCAGACCCCAAAAAGUCGUUAAAAAGUGAAGCCGAGGACUUUGGAUUUAAUGUUGGAUCCGAGAAGGCAGCAACUCCACCACCGGGAAACAAAAUUAGAGGAAGUUCAGGCAAAGAAUCACAAAAGUCAUCUCGUUUUUUAAGGCGACGGAGAAGCGUCAGCAAAUUUGCUCAGGAGACAAAAGCAAAAAUGAAGACCAAAAGGCAAAAUCUGCGAGCAGCCCUGAGUCAGCGGUGCGGAAGGACUGGCGCGGGAUUAUUAAGGUCAUGUGGGGAACCGGAGAUGAACUGCAGGCCAGGUAAGGGAGACCCGCGCCAAGCGGAGAUGGUCCACGGAAGCUGUGAUGGUUUUGGCCUUGACGCUAACCAGAGUUCCACGGCUGAACAGGAACCUUCCUCCGGGAAAGACCGAGGCCCAAUGAGCUACGUGGAGCAGGACGAGGACACGGCACUUGUCAUGGUCAGCGACGCCGGUAAGGAUGACGGUGGCUCCUUCCAGCGGAGGAGGCGAGAACUUGGAAAUCUCUCCGGAACGCCCAACGUCACGUACCGCUGCUCGCCCUCCCACAAAUACUGGCUCUUCGCCUCCAGCAUACCCAUGGGUCUCUACCCUCUUCGAGUGAAGAUCCUGCAGAGUGGGAACAUAACGCGCCUCGCUCCCACCCCAGAUGAGGAGGAGACUCUGGAGCCCCACGAUAUAACGCGCGAGGCGGCCCCAACUACUCUGGCCCCGCCUUCCCCGGCCACGCCGCACCACCGGUCAGACAUCCCGCCAGAGGAAGAGUACACUGGCAUGAACGAGCUCGAAAGCCCCGACACGUACUCAGGAAUCCUUCCGACUUCCACCUCCACUCCAUCAGGCCGUCCAACACCUCCUGUUUCGUCUUCUGUCCCUUCCACCACUCCUUCACUGCCUGUGCCUCCCCGGCCACCCUACACCACCGUGAGGGUGACAAACAAGUGGGUGGAGGAGACGCUGGCUAAAGUGAAGACAGUUGUAGAUUCCAUCCUGAAGUCCAUCGGGUCAGCGAGGAGCAACUUGGAUGACAAGAGCAGCAACAAGAAGGCUCCUGACCGGGACAGGGCAAAUAGAGGUGGGGAAGGGGAUGGGAGAGAACCCAUAAUGGAAAGAAGUAAAGGAGCUGAGGGAGGACACAAAGAAGGCGAAGGAAGGAAUAAUGAAAACGAAAAAAGAGAAAGGGGGAAAAAAAGAUAUAAUGAAGAACAAGUAAGAGGAAGACGAGCAAGAGAAAGAGGGACAAAAAGAAAGGGAAUCGAAAUAAGAAAGCUCGACAAAAAGAGGUCUCGCGAAAGAAAGAGGAACGGGAAGAGCAAGGGAAACAGAAGGCGAACAAAGAGAAGAGCAAGCCAGAUCACUUCGGAAAGUUCGGCAGAUCAGAAAACGUACGGCAGAGAGGGAGAGAGGAACGGUCGAGGAGAAAACACCGAGAGUGCACGGAAUGAACACAACGACAGAGAGAGAAGGAAGCACCACACAAGGAAGAGAAGUGGUGUGAUAAGCACAGCGGAAAACAAAAGUUUCCCUAAUGUUGAUAGGAAAAGGAAGAAAUCUGACACCUCGAACAAUAAAUUAAAGCAAGAAUCGAGCAGAGUUUCCGGGGCCUGGGAGGACAAUCUCAGUGUUGCCACUCCUACACCAGCAAAGCUAGGUUUCGAGGGGUCUCUUGAUGAGAAAGGAAACGUCCCAGGUGCCUGGGCGGGGAGAGAAAGAGGUGGAAGAGGAAGAACAGGAAAGGGAAAAAUUUCCGCCAUAUACAGUAAGGGAUUCAGGGAGGGUGAUGGUCUUUCUGUUCCUUUGUCUGCAGCGUCUCGAGAAGACGGUGUUGCCGGGCGGCGUGGCGGUCGCCGUGUAAGAGACAGUGAUAGUGUUCGCAGCACUGGAGGUUCAAAGGACUUUACUAAUGAUAACGUAUUUACUCCGAAACGUCUACUUGAUAGUGAGGAAGUGAGGGUCGGUUCACGAGAGAAAUUUUUACCCAUGGACAAUAAUGUAUCCUCAGGUAAUGAGAAUGGGAGUUUAGGAACGUCUGGUGCUUUUUCAACGAAAAUCUCGGCUAAUGUCGACUCAGGUAAAAACGGUAAUGAGACAAGUAGUGGCAACGGCGCCCCGGCCCCCAAGCAGACCAUAUCCUCAGUGACGGACCUGCUCUUCACUGUCCCCAACGAGAGGGUCAUCAGGCCCGCGCAGAACAGCCAAGUGCAGAGUGAAAUUAAGUCAACUGAAAAGCUCAUCCGGACGUCUCUUGAAGACCUCUUGUUCCGUGUCCCUCCUGUCGACAGCAGGCAUGCCCAGGAGGAAGGCCCCGACUUGAAAACAGGGGAAGCAGAGCUGCCGGACAGAAUCACGACUACCACGCCGGUCACGACCGCUUUGCCACGAGAACUGAUAAGCCCCGACGACACUGUAACCCCGAGUGUCGACACGGAUACUAGAAUAGUCACUGAUAGAAAACCUGCUUACCGAGAGGGACUCAAAAAGAGGAGGAGACAAGGAGCGGCCACUAGGGGAGAGUUGCCGCAUGAUACAGUUUACCAAAGAAAGAACGAUACAGAAAAGAGAACGAAAGAAACAAGCAGUAUAGAAAAUGAAGAGGAGACAGAGGAGAAGAGUCAAGAGGAGGCAGGUGAUCUAAUACUUCGUACGGCGUGUCUGCCUGUUGGUUCCAUAGGCCGCUUCAAAGUGGAGGGCGUGACCUACCUAGUGACCGGCAUGGGGGCUGGGGCAGGGGCCGAAGACUGUUGGAGGGAGGUCACCAAUGUGGUCAACAGACACAUCAGACUCCCAGCCCUCAACCACACCACCCUCCUGGCCACCACCGCCUUCUACUUCGUGGCAGCCAGCGCUAACUUAAUUGAGCCGGAGAUGACCUACGGCUUCGUCAGGGUGGAGCAGUUCCGGCUGGCGGCCAACGUUAUGUGCGCCAGAGAGCCCCGCCUCCUACCCGACCCGUUGGCGUGCCUCGACUUCCAAUACGUGGCGGCGCUGCUCACCCAAGGACUCCACCUCUCCGACGACACUGAGGUCCUGGUCUGCGAUAAGAUCCAAGGUUUUCGAGUUGGCUGGGCACUCGGGGCAGCGCUCGACUACCUGCAGAACCACUGAGACACGCCAAGCAAACCACACAAAGGGGAUCGCCUGAGGAAGGAAGGAAUAAAUGGAUAUAAAAGCAUCUUCGACCACUUUUCGCCAGCAUACACUACACAAGCCCUCAAGAGCCGGAGGAAAAGGAGAAAGACAAAGACAGCGUGGGUUUGAAAAGCCCCAUAUAGGGAACAAGAGCUCACUUCGAUAUUUUUAGCAACCUGUCUCCUCCUUUUAGAGAUCAUACUUUCUCCUUUCCUACUUCAGCCGCCGACUACACAGGUUACGAAGGGCUUGACAACCCUAAGACCUAAGUUACGUCGUGUCUGGUAAACAAAGAAAUGAACCUUCGAGUUUAGAGGCAGAGGUGUGGUUUAUUGCGACCACAUAGGUGCUUGUGAGUUCAUAUGCAGAGGUGUUGGUUAUUACAGUUACGAAAGUGCUCCUGAAUUUAAAUACACAGAUGUUCUUUAUUAGAGCUACACAGGUGCUAGUGAGUUCAGAUACUGAGCUGUCGCUUAUUAGACCUAUACAGAUACUGGUUGAGUUUACAUACAAAGGCGUCGUUUAUUCAGCUACACAGGUGCUAGUGAGUUUAGUCCCGCUGUUAGUUAUAAAGCUGCCUUAUUCUUUCUGGGGACAAAAGUGUCGUGAGAGCGGCAGCACCAAGAAGCGGGUUCCCUCUCGCUGUUGCCUCGUUCCGCAUGUAGCAAGUCAUUCAGGUUGAGAAGUUCGAGUUAAUGGUGCAGAUAAUACCUCGCUCCCAUCUGCACGCCCUCCUCCUCCUCCUCUUCCUCCUGUAAACAGCCCAAUACAUCCUCUCCUCCCGCUCCCUUCCUUGCCACCACGACACCGUCCCUCCGUCCUUUAAGUAGCUGGUUCUAUUUCCCUUCCUCUGUUUUCUCUUUUCUUUUUUUCUCUUCCUGCUCCUCUAAGCGCUCAUCCCUUCCUGAUCCCUGUCCCCAACCUGCCCCUCCUCUCCCCUUCCCAUGCUUUAGUCUGCUCCGCCACUUCACUUUCUUGUGUGUUGAAAUACUUAAGAAUAUGUCGUGUGUUACCACGGUUGUGUUACCAUUGCAUAGUCCUGUCUUCUUUACAUAGUUGUAUAGAUCCAGUGUCCCCUAUUCUGAUAAUCUCAAUGUUUUCUGAAGUACGGGAUGUUUUUUUGAUCUGUGUGAUUGUUUCAGUGUUCGUGAUUCUUUCUCGUCGUUUGUGAUCUUCUUGACGUCUCGGUGUUGUUUUCAUAUACCACUAGAUCUGUGUUUUAGUUUAUCAGUGUUUCUGUAUCACCGUUUGUGUUCCUCUGCCGCACCGCUUUUUUUGUAUAUUUGUGUUUGUGUUCUUGUGUCUCGCAUUCGUUUAUACCUGUUAUAUAUAUUUUUUUGUUGUUGUUUUUCUUUACAUUACUAUCACAUUUGUAUUAGUUUAAUUGCCGGUGCUCCUGUAUAUUCCGGAAGGUUAGUUUUGCUUUAGCGCUGUGGCCGUUUUUUUCCGUGUCCAGACUCAUGUCCGGCUGCUCUCGGUGUCUCCUUCCAGGUGUCUUGACGCUGUGUCUUCCCGCGCUGCUCCGUUCCUCCCCUGCUGACGUUCAUUAUCGCGGCUCCUCGACGCCCACUUCGCCCUGCCACCCAACUAUCAUGUCUUAACUUGUCGAGGCCCCGCGUCAACUGGACUCACUAUUAACAAAUGAUAAUUUCAAGUUGUGUUGCCACGAGUUUCUCUCCGCUGCCGCCGCUCUCCUUGGAGGAAGAGAAUUGACCUCGACGUGGAAGGCAAUGCUGCCACUUGUCUAUCAAAAGAAUGUUAGGGAAGUUUUAAUUGUUCGAUCCUAUUUACCUCGAGAAUGAAGAAUUCUUUCAAUAUGCAAAAUCUACCAUUACCAACAGCUUUCACCUUACAUCAUUUUCUCUAAACGUAACUGAAAAACGCCAGUGGUGCUCGUGCUCACAUUUUUCACCUAGAAGUGAAAAAAAAUUGUCGGCACCCCCGUACAGCCUCUGCCGGCGGCCACAAGUUAACGAGUUUGCGGGAGCGGCGUGUGAACGAACCCAACGCGCCGCUGCUCUGCAAUCACCCGGGAUUAAGGUCACGUGACAUCAACACUCACUCCUCUCUUCUUUAAGCUCAAAUAUUAACUCUUUCGUUAGUUUUCAAUUUCACGAGCAGCGAGCCUUGUUGCUGGGUCGGUCAUGGCUGCUCCGUAACGGCACAGAGAAUAGUGAAAUGCAUGGUGGUGUGUUAUCACAUCUGAUGCAAAGUCUAAUAACAUAACUUCUAUGAUUAGUCUUUGAUCUGGUGAUCGCUGUUUAGCGUAAAGAUUCGCCGAGGCGAGGCUAAGAGAAGUGAUAUUUAAAAGUUUGUGCCGUUUAUGCUUGAGCAUAAACACAGUAAGUCUUGUAAAACUCGUGUUUAUUAACUGACAUUGAAGAGAAUAUGGUAUGAGGCGAUGUAUAAAUGAAGGCAAAAAAGGAGGUAUCAAAACUUUAAACGGAAGGAACAGAAACUACUAACGCACAUACACAAGUCGAAGAUAUAUGAAUGAACUUUGUGAUUUAUAUCACGGCAGCCACUUAAAUUAUAAUUCGCUUUCGCCAUUAACGGGCUGGGAUCAACCACCGGGCCUCUCAAGAAAACUGAACGGGACUAAAGAAAGCACAUUAGAACAAAAACUACCUUUUAAAAUCUCGCACGCUAAUAUUUGCAAUAUCACAUGAAUUUGUCACUAACUCUUCCUUGCCGCGACGCACGACCUCAGUGACCCUCAGUGACUGACUCUGAAGUGUAUACGAGGCAUUGACACUCCCCGGCAGGCAGGGCUUGGCGAGCGGACGGGUGGUGCGUGAUGCGGGCACCGGCAUGCUGUCAGGGGGCCGCCGUGCAGGGGUUGUAAGGGAACAGUGGUCGUAUCUCCUGGUUAGUUGUUGUAUGAAACUAAUCAACUAAUCGAUAAUCUCGUGUUCUUGUCAAUUAUGAGUAAGUGAAUGGAGCUGUGUAAUGUAUUAUUAAUAUUGAAUGACUUCUUUUAAUUAUAAAUAAUGUAUGCAAUCUUUUUAUGUAACAAAUGAAACUGCAUGUAACACUUCACACAUCAAUGUAUAUACGACAAAUCUCCUUCACAUGUUCUGUCCCAGGAGGUUAAAAGUGUUUUGUGAAGGACUUGAGGCGUCCCUGAGCAGGAGUCAUGUGGCCGCUCACCUGCAAAACUCUCUUCCGGCCCGCCAGUCACACCUCCAGGGCCACACUAGCUUCUACGACUCGAUUUUCUAAACCUCCCAUAAUAGUUUCGAAGAAAAUAACAGGAGUGGUUGGGCUUACCUAUGCAAAUUUUCCCUCUCCCCUACGUGUCGCAUUUUUUAAAGAGCGUUGGAGGUUUAUAUAAAGUAGUCCAUUAUACAACCUCUCCGACUUCGAGAGGACACACAAAAGUGUCUGGAUACACGUUUGCGAGUUCUUAUCUUCACCCUUUUCCAAAGGAAAGAUGAAAAGGACUGGAGUCGAGUGCACAGCGCUUCCCCUUUCCUCAUCCUCAAGGAUUCCAUCCCCAGUGCCUCAGACGUCCUUUGAUAACGCAAGAUUUUCCUGAAUUUACGAAGUCCUCAUUAGAAGCACGUUUAGUGACCUGCUCCAUAACGUCACCUCUAGGUUGCCGCGGCUAACACUGCCUCCACUCCUUCCCUGCGACCCAUCGGCCAGAACGGGUCAGGAACUGCUCCAUUACUCUCCUGAUUUAGUAGAGUGCAAAUUCCUAUGGCACCAGAUGUUGGUGCAAUAUUCGCAGCCAUGAAUUGGAAUAUUGUGACAUCCAAAACACGAGGUGAGGCACUAAUUGCUGACCUGAAUCUAGAACUGGUCACUCGUGAACAGCGCUACUACGCAACAGGAGGAUUGGGUUCAAGAUUGUCUUACCAACAAAGACACAGCAGACAUGUGUGUUGUGUGUCACUCACUUAUGGUGACGAGUGUUUACUUGUAACAUAGCUAAGCAAUGAAGGUACGAGUGAAUGUGCACCAAUAAACAAUCUUUUUUUUUCAGUCUUCAUAAAUAAGACUAUGAAGACGUACUUUAGAUAUUGUCUAGUUAGGCGCCCUCUAUUGUAAAUGCGUGGAUAUGCAGGAAAUACUUUUCUUCAUAUGCCUAUGGCGACGAAUAAUUCUAUUGCUUUGAAAUUAAAUAUUUUGUGAUAGUGCUUUUGGAGCCUGUGGAGGGGCGAUGCUGCCCUCGGCUCAUCACUGCCAGAGUAUUCCGGACCUCACGUGUGUGUGUGUGGGUGUGGGUGUGUGUGUGUGUGUGACGUCACAAAAAACGUCAGGUCAGGUCAGAUGGGGUCAAGUAAACUACCUUCACUUCUUUUGGAGCAGCACUUAGCUGACGUUGUUUAUCAUCUUCAAUCCCUGUAUCAUAAGAUAAAAAAAAAAAAGUUCAGUAAUAUGUUGACAAUGCAAUAUUUGUGACAGUUGUGACGUAACACGUAAAGUAAAACGAUAUGUAAUAUUGUUAUUUCAAGACAAAAUCAACGUGUGUGUCGCGUCAUGCCACGUACUGUGUGAUCACUACCUCAUGAAAAACACGCCUGCCAUAACGACCUAAGGUAAAUGUGUAAGUACCGCCAGACCAGUUCCUGCCCAGACAACUUUUCGGUCUGUAUAGUGUUCGUAAUUUAUAGACUAAGCCUUUGUACUACUAUUUUAAGGUGAUUCAAAAGGAAGCAAUGUGAAAAUAAAAUAAUUGAGUUUGGA